UGUACGAGGCAUGUGUGUGUCAGUAAUACAAGUAGAUCGAAACGAAACUGUUAAAAAUAUGCGGACGAAAUCAAACAACAAAAAUAAGGUGUCUUGACCAUGACCUAGCCAAGGCUGAACUUGAAUUCAGGAUGACUCCCACAGACAACAAAUUCCAUUGGGCGGACUAUGUCAUUUUGGUCGCUGUUUUGGUUGCAUCGGCUGCUACAGGGAUUUACUAUUCUUUAAGUGGCGGGAAACAGAAGACCAACCAUGAGUUCUUGACAGCUGAUCGAAAGCUAAAGGUGGCUCCUGUCGCUGUAUCUUUACUGGUGUCGCUAUGUUCUGCCAUUUCUAUUCUUGGAGCCUCCGCAGAGAUGUAUUACCAGGGGACGCAAUAUUAUCUCUUCACAUAUUCUCUGGGUCUGGCUGCCAUAGUGGCCAGUGUGACCUUCGUACCUCUUCUCUAUCCCCUACGCUUGACAUCUGUGAAUGAGUACUUGGAACUUAGGUACAAAUCUAAGUCUGUCAGGAUCUUGGGGUUUGUCAUUCUUUUGAUCUACACAGUCCUCAUCAUGUCUGUUGCUAUCUAUGCUCCUGCCACUGCGCUAGAGGCAGUGACAGGUCUUCCUCUGUGGGCUACUAUUCUCAGUGUUGGACUGGUGUCUACUUUUUAUACAGCAUUGGGAGGUAUCAAGGCAGUAGUAUGGGCAGAUGUGUUACAAAGUUUGGUUAUGAUUGGAGGAAUACUGGCUAUCAUCAUCCAGGGGAGCCUUAAAGUUGGAGGCUUGGAAGAAGUAUGGAACAUUAAUGAUGAAGGAGGAAGACUUGAUUUCUUUGAUUUCAACCCAGACCCCACCAAGCGGCAUACUUUCUGGGCCAUCAUAGUGGGAGGCACGCUGCAGCUGGUGGCUUUCUAUGGUGUCAAUCAGGCCAGUACUCAGAGAUACUGCAAUGUGGAGACGGGAGCCAAGGCAAAACUAGUGAUGAUUUUGAAUCCUCCGCUUUGGUUUAUAAUGUACAGCCUGAUAUGCCUGGCUGGGGUUGUGGUCUAUGCUUACUAUGCCAGCAUCAACUGUGACCCUCUGAAGGCCAAGUAUAUUAAGAAUGCAAAUCAGAUCAUUCCAUAUUUUCUGAUGGACCAGCUCAGCUACCCUGGGGUUCCAGGGUUGUUCAUAGCAUGUAUACUUAGUGGAGCUCUUAGCACUGUAUCAUCAGCACAAAGUGCCUUAGCAGCAGUAACUUGGGAGGAUGUCUUCAAACCAAAAUUGAACCACAUUGCAGAGAGGAAGAAAACUUGGAUCAGCAAGGGGCUUGUGAUCUUCUUUGGUGCUCUCUGUAUUGGUUUUGCCUUCCUGACCAGUCAAUUAGGAGGCACUGUGAUGCAGCUGGGGCUGAGUUUUCAAGGCGCGGCAAACGGACCCCUCCUCGGGAUGUUCCUGCUGGGAGCUUUGGUCCCUUUUGCCAACUGGCUGGGAGUUUUGAUAGGUGGUAUAUUGGGGUUAGCCUUCCCCCUGUGGAUCAGUUUUGGAGCUUACCUGCACAAACCCCCCACUAAUUACCUGCCAACCAACAUAUCAGGGUGUCUGAGUGACAGAAACGCCUCCAUGGUCAGUUCAGCUGUUGACCUCUUGGUCACCAACUUGACCACAGUGCCGUCAGUGCUGGCCUCAGACAGUCCUGCCCAAGACAGAGAAUCUGGGUUUGAUCUCACCAGGUUGUACACAGUGUCCUACAUGUGGUAUGGUGCAGUGGGGUUAAUUACUACACUGGUAUUUGGUACAGUUAUCAGCUUGAUCACAGGCCCGAUGAAAAGGGAAGACAUUGAUGACAGACUGUUGUUCUCAUGGUGUUGUUGCUGUAGGAAAUCAGAGACGCAGAUGUCUUCAUGCAUCAGAAAGAGGAAGAAAAUGAGCUUCAAGAGGGUUACUAGGAAGAAAAUGGAAUCAACAACUUGGCCUUCAGCCAGAAUUAAAAAGACCAAGUUGAACACUUCUGACCCUCGUUCUCGUGGCAAAAGGGGAACUGGUGAAGAAUUUCUAGAGCUUCAAGAAUGUUUAAUUAUAGCAUAAAUCUUCCAUUAUAAUUUCAAGUCAAUAAUAUGUGGGCAUGUUAAAAAAGUUUCAUUCAUUUGAUAGAUGGCAUAAGUCAAAAGUUCUUUUGUCACAAUCUGUUUAUAAGUAAAAUUGUAUCACUCACAUGAAAUAUUUUAACGCACCGUCAGCCAUCUUUAGGAGACUGAUAAAGAUGGCUGAAGGCUAGUCAUAACCACCCUAAAGAAACCAACGAAAAUAAAUGUUGUCAGGACUCGGGUAAACAUUUUACCAUGUUCUUAGUAAAUUGGAUCACCAAUGCAAAGUUGUAUCAAGAUUUUAUGUAUUUCUGUGGCACUGAGUAGAAAACGGACAAGUUGGUGAUUAUACGAGUGGGUCGGAAAUAACGUGUUAAUCUGUUAGUCUGAUUGCAUUUGGUGAGAGUCCCUGCUGAGUUGGUUAGAUAGUUUCACUAUGAAUGCACUCAAAGACUUCACAUCUCUCUAUGGCAGGUGAUUGCAUUUGGUGAGAGUCCCUGCUGAGCUGAUUAGAUAGUUUCACUAUGAAUGCACUCAAAGACUUCACAUCUCUCUAUGGCAGGUGGCUGCAGUUACAUGUUGACAACAAAAAAGAUAGAAUGUCAAAUUGAGGUGCUUAUUAGAAAAGUAGUAUCACAGAAUCUGGAGUUUUUUUACAGUAAUUUUGCUAAGUCAAAUUAUAUUUGAAAUGCUUCCAUUUUUUAUCACUUGGUCAAGUGAUUUAUUCAGUCACGACUGAUUUUGUGCACAUUUUUUUUAGGUUCAUUAAUUUCAUUAAUGUUGGUCAUUAGUACAAUGUACCUUCUGAACAUGUAUAUGGUUAGAUAGUUAUUGCAUGUUGUAAAACCAUGGUCUUACUCUUUGUUAAAGACUUAUACAUACAUAUAAUGCCUUAUCAACUGGGGUGCAACAUAAAGCAAUUUUGUGAUUACUAACAAGAGAUAUAUAUUUUUACAAAUUAUUAUAUUGUUAAAACUGUUACAUUUCAUUUUAUUAUUUAUGUCUUUACAUAAAAUACAGUGCAAGAUAUGCACAAGUUUUCCUUUUAAAGAUGAUGAUUUCAGUACUAUUAAUAACAUCAUCCAGACCCCAGUUUCACAAAAAAAAAAAAA
Molecule: messenger RNA, 3162 nt
Organism: Lingula anatina
Lineage: Eukaryota; Metazoa; Brachiopoda; Lingulata; Lingulida; Lingulidae
Product: sodium-coupled monocarboxylate transporter 1
Biological process (GO): transmembrane transport; sodium ion transport
Cellular component (GO): membrane
Molecular function (GO): symporter activity
Source: RefSeq, a predicted model, not a curated record